AUGGUGAAAAGAUCAAAGCAGAGGUUAGUUUUAACAGGGAAUCUGAAUUUUAAUUUUAAUGAUUGUAAUUUCUUAGUAACUCUAUAUUUCAAUUACUCAUUAUUACAAGAGAGGGAAGUAAAUAUAGAUUACUUUAUAAAGUAUAAUAUUAAGAAAUUCCAAAAUCAAAUGUUCUUAAGAAGUUCAAUUCUAAACAAUUCUACUAAGAAACAGAAUAAAAAGAGAUUAUACUACAACUUAGUUCAAAGAGAAACUUUCCUCUAACAGAAAUAAUUAAGUUUAACUAAAGCUCUUAGAAAAACUUUAUUUAGAACAAACGUACUUAUAAAGGACAUUCUAAGGAAAAGUUUGUAUCAGGCUUUUGAUUGUGUAUUCGACAUGGUAGGAAAAAAUCUUUAUGUACAAUAGGAUAGCUCCUUGUCAGUGAAAGUCAAUUUUUGCAGUGUUCGACACUAACGCUUGCCCACUUGCCCGGGGCAAGUAGAAUUAUGCGUUGGGCAAGUGUGUAAGCUGCACAGGUUGCCCGUUUGGGCAAGUAGUUAAGGAUAACACUCGAUCGAGCCGCUGGGACAAGAAUAAAAUCCAACAGCUGCAGCAAAAUCACCUGAUCCCUUUUUUGAAAUUUUAGUCAGGUAAACGUAGAAGAAGAAUGAGAAACAAGUACAGUGACGGGUCCUUACGCCGAUACAUUGAGUAUUUCGUUUUCCGCCAUGUUUUUCUUCACGAGCAAGUAUUCAUGGGUAAGUUUGUACCCAGUCCUCUCACGUACUUGCCACGAACUACCAAACUUACUACCAAACAAACAAAGACGGCGGCCUGAUGAGCAAUCAUGAGUUUAUUUCGUUCUGGUUUUACGCAGAAGUCACUGGACACAGUCAUUAAAAGCGAGGACAUCCAAGCAACACAACAAUUAAAUUCUACAAAGCUUAAGGAACUAGGAGACAAGAGAAAAGCUGAAUCUCAACCAGAAGUCUUCGCUGGGAAAAGCAAACGAGAUCGAAAAUACCAAACGUCAUGGGAGCGCGACUUUCCUCGGCUUGUUCACGAUGAAGAAAAGAACACCAUGAAAUCUCGCUUGGGAUUUACGCUAGGCAUUAAAGUUAGAAGGCAAAAGUAUUGAAAAUUCAAUGAAACUGCGAGCAAAGCGAGCUGCUGAUUUUUUGGGGGCAACCAAAAAAUACACUCGGCAAGUAAAACUAGCGACAUAGUUGCCCAGAGGGCAAGUUACCAGGAAAAUUAGUGUCGAACACUGUUUUGCAGCAGUGCUUAAGGGAGAGUAGAUCUCAAUACUUAAUCAAUAAACACAUUAUUUAAAGGUAUGAACGAGAACCAGCUGGCCCGGUAGAGAAAAGGAGAAAAACGACCGUCCAGCUUACAACAUCUCGACUUACACGUUCCAAGACUAACCCAUACAACAGGGACGUGUGUUUAUUCUGCGAAAAGGCCUCAGGAUAUCGAGACACUCUAAGAACUGUUAGCACCAACUCUGCUGGCAAGUCACUUCACGAAGCGAUCGAAAUUUCAGGCAAUAAUGAGCUUCGAGUUAAACUGUCUAGCGCAGUGGAUUUGAAAGAUGCCCAUGCAAUUGAUUUUGAAUAUCAUAAAAAGUGCUGGGGAAAGAACGUUUCAAUUGUGCUUCGUCAGCCAAUAACUGCAGCUACGUCAUCAAGUAGGUCCCUAACUGCAGAAGUCGCAGCAAAAAUAGAGUUCCUAACCACAACCGAGAUUGCUUUAAAGAAUGGUAACGUGUUGAUUAUGUCAGAUAUACAGGCUGCUUACGAUAGUAUUCUCAAGGAAAAUGGUAUACAAAAUAAGACCUGCAGUCGUAAAUUGCUAAAACAACUCAUAGAACGUAACAUUGAUGACGUUGAGUUUCAUAAGCCUAAAAGAGUUAAUAGGGCCAUUUAUGCGAGGAAAAAUAAGACGCGUCUAACAUAAGACGCGUCUUAAAUAAGACGCGAACUUUCCGUAUAAACGACACGUUUCGUCUAAAAUAAGACGUUACUGAGCUAAGACGCGUCUUAUUAGAUAAGACAUGCUCGUAUAAAUGGUACAGUUCGCGUCUUAUGUAAGACGCGUCUUAUUUUUCCUCGUAUAAAUGGCCCUAAUGAGUCAGAGAGAAUAACAAUAAAGGAAACAAGAGAUGCAGUCAUCCAAUUGUUAAUCCAGGAGAGUGACGUGAAAGAUGAUACUAAGACGUUGUAUGUUGCAGCAUUGUACUGGAGAAAGGUUAUCAACAAGUCCAAAAAGUGGGUGUUUGAGGGCUCGCUAGUAGGAAUUCUUUCCAAAGAUCAUUUCCCUGAGGAACUCUAUUGCUUUUUCAGAUGGGUGAUCAACGGCCCUAACACUGCUCUUUCCAUAGAAGGAAAAUGCUAG
This is a messenger RNA of Porites evermanni, 2376 nucleotides long. The record is from the annotation of a GenBank genome assembly. Lineage: Eukaryota; Metazoa; Cnidaria; Anthozoa; Scleractinia; Poritidae.